Messenger RNA from Anoplophora glabripennis (Asian longhorned beetle), 642 nucleotides. RefSeq lists its product as uncharacterized. The coding region runs from base 178 to 642 and encodes 154 amino acids. The record is from RefSeq and is a predicted model, not a curated record. Lineage: Eukaryota; Metazoa; Arthropoda; Insecta; Coleoptera; Cerambycidae. The transcript has 4 exons.
UUCGCUCUGGCGACUAUGUGUUUAAUUCAUUCAUCUCCUAUUAAAAUUCUUCGCAGCUUUGAGUAGACCAGUUCAGUAUGAAUUUCUGGCUCCCCAGAAAGUGCGUCCCAAGAAUUAGCAUGGCUUUAUUUUCCGCUUACAAUAUACAAAUAUCCAGUUAGUUGCUAAUAAGCAAAGAUGCGGUUCUCGUUAAAUAUCAGUUUCAGUGGGAUAACGGUCUUGUUACUUUGUAUUUUAGAGAUUCCGUUAGUAUCUGGUCUUCAAAAUGACACAUCUUUCAAGAGCGCUACAAACGUGGGUCAGUUCGACUAUGACCUGAAGAAUGUUACCAAUACUACAGUUAGAAAUACUAACAACUUGUUAGUAUACAAAACGUUAGAUGUCAAUGACAAUGGAGUUUUGAAUUCAGUAAAUGUCACAGUACAUGGAAAGGCGGCAGUCACAAGACGAAUAAAGAAACGCAGAAAAUCUAGAAGAAAAGCAAUUCAGCAUAAAGCAUUGGCGCUUACAACAGAAUCCUCAUCACAGUCGUCUAGCAACCAAACUGAACCAAAUACAAAUAUCAAAAAGAAAAGGAGAAGGAAAUUAAGGAGAAGAAAGAACAGAAAGAACCGACGGAAGCAGAAUAAUACUCCCCACUAA